CUCUCCCUCGCCUGCCCUGCCCUGCCCUGCCCAGCCCUACUCUACUCUACUGUCUGAAUCUGUUAUCGUCGAGGUCUCUGAAACCCCAAAAUCGGUACCCUUCAAUCGGCUCUAGGGUUAGGGUUUUCUGAAUCCGAUUCCAUCCCUCCCAGCAGAGCGGAAUGGGGUUGAAUCUGUUCGACGGCUCGGAAUCGUCCUCCUCCUCCGACGCCGAAGAGAUAUCCAAGAUCGAGAUCGACCAGGAAUUCGCCCGCCGGUACGAGCACAACAAGCGCCGCGAAGAUCUCCACCGUCUCAAGGAGCUGCAGAAGCGUGGCUUCGUCGACGGCUCAGAUCUUAAUUCCGACGAAUCGUCGGAAUCUGACGGCUACGAUGAUCUGGUGGACUCCGAUGGGAAGGAUCUGGAAUUCUACGAUGCGCUUGUGAAAGUGAAGAAGAUGGACCCGAUUCUUGAUAGUAAGGAUUCAAAGCUCUUUGAUUCGGAGAAUGAAGAUGAGCGCGGAAUCGAGGAAGGGAAGAAGAAGAAGGAUAAAAAGCCAAUGUAUUUGAAGGAUGUCGUCGCGAAGCAUUUGAUAGAAGAGGGAGCGGAAUUCGAAGAGAAGGAUUCGGGAUCGAAGGUGAAGAGCUACAGCGACGAGCAAGAGGAGAUCCGACGGUCAUUCUUGAAGGCAGCUGACGAGGCUUUUAAUGGUGGCAACGACGACGACGAUGAUGAUGGCGGGGAUUUGCUCGUUGAGAAGAAGAAGGCGGAAGAAGAGUCCGGGAGUGAUGGGGAGAUCGAUAAGCGUUUGGAUGAGUAUUUCGGUGAUGACGGGAACUUGAGUGAGAAUGAGAUGUUCUUGAAGAGUUUCUUGAAGAACAAGAUGUGGGUCGAUAGGGAAGCGGGCCAGAAGCCGACAGAUGAGGAGAUUAUGGAGGUUUUGGAGGAUGCGGAGGAGUUAGAGAAGCAGGAGAAGUUCGAAUUGGAAUGUCAGUUUAGGCAUGAGGAGGGGACUGGUGACCGGGUGCUGGGCCAUGCGAGGUUUUUGGAAGGGUCUGUUAGGAAGAAAUCGAACACUAGGAAAGAGCAGAGGAAGAGGAAGGAGGAGAGGCAGACAUUGGCAGAGUUGGAGAGGAAGGAGGAGCUGAAGCAUCUGAAGAAUGUGAAGAAGAAGGAGAUUAUGGAGAAGCUUGAAAAGAUACGGGCCAUUGCGGGGAUUGGAGAGGAUGGGGGAUGUGUAUUAGAUGUGGGUGAUCUGGAGGAGGAUUUCAAUCCGGAAGAAUACGAUAAGAAGAUGAAAGAGAUGUUCAGUGAGGGGUAUUAUGAUGCAGAGGACCCUGAUCCAGGCUUCGGAAGCGACUGUGAUCUGGAUGAUCUCAAAAAGCCUGAUUUUGAUAAGGAAGAUGAGUUGCUUGGGCUUCCAAAGGGCUGGGAUGUGUGCAGGCCUGGGGAUGGGUUCUUAGCUGUGAGGGAGAAAAUCUUAAAGCAUAAGGGAGAUGAGAAUGAUGAUGAGAUGUCCGAUGGCCUCAAGCAAGAUGAGGAAGAAGAGCGUCAAGAUGGUAAGAAGAAAAGGAAGCGGGGUGGUUUUGUAGCUGUAAGGGAGAAAAUCCUAAAGCAUAGGGAAGAUGGGAAUGAUGAUGAAAUUUUGGCAGACCCAGAGCAAGAAGAAGAAGGAGAAGAAGAAGAGCAUCGGGAUGGUAAGAGGAAAAGGAAGCAUGAGAUUUCCUUUCAGGAGAAGGUCGCUCUUGAUAAGGAUUUGGAGGAAUAUUAUAAGUUGGACUAUGAAGACACCAUUGGGGACUUGAAGACACGGUUUAAGUACAUGUCGGUGCCUUCCAACAGAUACGGAUUGAAUGCUGCGGAGUUACUAAUGGCGGAUGACAAGGAUUUGAACCAGUAUGUUUCUUUGAAAAAGCUCGCCCCGUAUAGGCAAACUGAAUGGAAGGUAUCCAAGCUGAAGAGAUAUGACCAGAAAGUGAAGAAGAAGCUACUGCUUCAAGGAGGGAAAGCAAAUGAUCUGAAGGUUGGUAGGAAGGGUAAAUCGAAGCAUGAUAGUCGUGCAGCUUCUUCGGUUCCAGAGUCUUCAAAGCAAGAGAGGACUCAUUUGGAGGAAUCGGAUGGUGAAGCGGGUGAUUUGUCUAGGCGAAGCAAGAGAAGACGCCGGCAAGCUCAACUUAAGCUAUCACAGUCGAGGCUCAAGGCAUACGGAAAGAUCUCCCCUAAACCCAGAAGUCAGAAAAAGCAUUGAUAUUAGUGAUGAUUAGGCACAACCAUGCGAGGAAGUAAUUCAUGGUUUGAUAGUCAACUGUACUGUUUUUGUGUCCCAUCAUUCAAUGAGAUCCAUAUUUAGCUAGUUUGUCGCUCGGAAAUUUUGUUACCUUAAUUAUGUUGAAGGUUUUAUGCAUUUCUUGUGUUUUUAAAGCUGCUCAUUGCCAUUGAAUUGUUUGUCUUUUCAUGUUUUGCAAUGAGUGUGAUUAGGUUGUCCAUUAGAAAUAAUCAAGGAACACAAGGAUUUCAUUUGACUGGA
Molecule: messenger RNA, 2507 nt
Organism: Magnolia sinica
Lineage: Eukaryota; Viridiplantae; Streptophyta; Magnoliopsida; Magnoliales; Magnoliaceae
Exons: 1
Coding region: 162-2228 (688 amino acids)
Biological process (GO): endonucleolytic cleavage in ITS1 to separate SSU-rRNA from 5.8S rRNA and LSU-rRNA from tricistronic rRNA transcript (SSU-rRNA, 5.8S rRNA, LSU-rRNA)
Cellular component (GO): nucleolus; 90S preribosome
Source: RefSeq, a predicted model, not a curated record